AUGGCUACAGCACCCCCCGUCGGAGCGGAGAACAUCAACACUGAUAUCGUCACACUUUCCCGUUUCUUCACAGAAGAACAGAUUAAGUACCCCGAAGCCUCGGGUGACUUCACUCUCCUAUGCCAUGCCCUCCAAUUCUCUUUCAAGUCAAUUGCCUACUACAUCCGUCGUGCCUCCUUGAUCAACCUUACCGGACUGGCUGGUUCCUCAAACAUAACCGGUGAUGACCAGAAGAAGCUGGACGUUAUCGGCAAUGACAUCUUUAUCUCUGCCAUGCGUGGCUCCGGCAAGUGCCGAAUUAUCGUCUCAGAAGAAGAAGAGGAAGUGAUCCGGUUCGACGAGCACCCCAAUGCUCGUUACGCCGUCGUCUGCGACCCCAUUGACGGUUCCUCCAACCUGGACGCCGGUGUGUCUGUCGGCACUAUCUUCGGUAUCUUCCAGCUCCCCGACGAGGUCCUGGGUCCCAACAAGACUGUCGGCCCAGAGGACCUGCUCCACCCAGGUACCAGCCUGGUGGCGUCCGGCUUUACCAUGUACGGCGCCUCAGCGCAGCUCGUGAUCACGAUGCGUGGCGGCGGUGUCAACGGCUUCACGCUCGAGAACUCGCUUGGAGAAUUCAUCCUCACCCACCCCAACAUGAAACUGCCCGCAGCGCGCUCCAUCUACUCCGUCAAUGAGGGUAACAGCCAGUACUGGGAUGAGUGGUGCAACGCCUACUUCCACAGCCUCAAGUACCCCGAAAACGGCGGCAAGCCUUACAGUGCCCGUUACAUUGGUAGCAUGGUCGCCGAUGCUUACCGUACUCUGCUGUACGGCGGUAUCUUCGCCUACCCGGCCGACUCAAAGAGCCCCAAGGGCAAACUUCGUAUCUUGUACGAGUGUGCGCCCAUGGCGAUGGUCUUCGAGAAUGCAGGCGGCCUUGCUGUCAACUCGCGCAUGGAGCGGUUGAUGGAGGUUGUCCCUGAGCACAUUCACGAUAAGAGUGGUGUCUUCCUUGGCUCCAAGGAUGAGGUCCAGAAGGUCAUUGAUAUGUACAACAAGUACAAGAAAUAA
Messenger RNA from Penicillium crustosum, 1053 nucleotides. It is a transcript of the gene fbp1, whose product is annotated as fructose 1,6-bisphosphate 1-phosphatase. The transcript has a single exon. Bases 1 to 1053 code for a protein of 350 amino acids. Gene Ontology annotation, biological process: sucrose biosynthetic process; fructose 6-phosphate metabolic process; fructose metabolic process. Lineage: Eukaryota; Fungi; Ascomycota; Eurotiomycetes; Eurotiales; Aspergillaceae. Gene Ontology annotation, molecular function: fructose 1,6-bisphosphate 1-phosphatase activity. The record is from RefSeq and is a predicted model, not a curated record. Gene Ontology annotation, cellular component: cytosol; cytoplasm.